UAUUUUUAAAAGGCAACCCAUUUUGAAAAUUGUAUCUGGUAAAGGUACAGAAAUGUUACCAGUUUUGACAUAUCUCUAGCGAUGCCAGGCGUACAAAUCACUAGACUUCAAGCUCUGCAGUUGCUUUUAAUAUUUGCUGCUGUACCAGCACAGUAUUUAUUGUCGGAAUAUAGUGGGACCACUCGGGAAAGAAUACGAUCUCAAUCAGUACUAAAUUUAAUAGAAACAGUAAAAGAGUUUUCAAACAAUUAUUUAUCCGUCUCAUCAUGGCGAUCGUGGAUACACAGCAGCGUUAAAGCUAUACUUACUACUCCAUUUACAGUGAAGAUUGGAAAGCAUGAAAAAACGCCAACCCAUCUUCCACAUAAGAAACUACCAAAACAAAUAGUACAACCUGAAUCUGUUGCAGAAGAAGUUUUCUCGUUUCGUAAUUCCUAUGGCCUCUUUGCAACUUCAAGUACCCCUAGGGUACCACGGCCCAAGAAAGUAAAGUAUCGUGUUGGUCAGGUGAUAAAACACAAGUUGUAUGGAUACAGAGGUGUUAUAGUAGGUUGGGAUGAUCAUUGUAAAGCACCAGAUCUAUGGAUACGGAGAAUGCAUGGAGAUAGACCGACGUGGCAAACACAACCAAACUACGCUAUUCUAGUCGAUGAAAGAGAUAGAAAAGACUCGCAAACCACAUAUGUAGUUGAAGAAAAUAUAGAAGUGGUUAGGAACACGCGUAUCAAACAUAAACAAAUUUACGAUUACUUUGAUGAAUAUGACGGGGCUCAGUAUUUAAUGCGGCCUGCACUGCAAGAGGUGUAUCCAUAUGAUUAAUGUUGUGCAAUAUGCAAGAAAUACACAAUAUGAUAUAUAGAUGAUUUUGUAUGCCAUGUGGAGAUAAAAUUGGUUGGAUAUCCUACUGUUUAAACAGGUCGUUCCAUUUGUUUAAAAGGUUGAUAAUAUUUUAUCCUAAACCGAUAUCCGGAACCAGUUUCUACUAAAUUCCAAUUCUCGUUUGUUGUUAACUUUAAAUAGAGGGAUAGCGCUGGAACAGCGUUUUUAUAGAAGUGUAAAGAUAUGUUUUUUGCACCUAAGAGCUUCAUAGAGGUAUUACACAAUAGUCUAGUCCCUAGUGCACACAUUUUCUAUGAAAAAUUCAGAUAUAGAAAACAUUUUUGGCAUAUAUUCACUAUUACCAUUUUCCGAAAAAGUGCAAUUUUUAUAGUACAAUUCGCAAUUAAAGCUGCAUUUUGUAAA
This is a messenger RNA of Ciona intestinalis (vase tunicate), 1242 nucleotides long. The record is from RefSeq and is a predicted model, not a curated record. NCBI's taxonomy places the organism in Eukaryota, Metazoa, Chordata, Ascidiacea, Phlebobranchia, Cionidae.